AUGUCUGAUCCAAAGAUCUACAGUGUUGGCUGGAUAUGCGCCAUCAACAUUGAAUAUGUCGCCGCUCAAACUUUCCUCGACGAAAAGCACGGUGGUCCGGAGUAUCUGUCGCCUCAAAACAAGAACGACUACGUAUUGGGCAGAAUUGGUAGACACAAUAUAGUGAUAUCCGUCUUACCUAUGGGGGAAUACGGCACGUCCUCAGCAGCAAGGGUCGCGGAGGACAUGAUGCAUAGUUUCCCGAAUAUUCGAAUCGGUUUGAUGGUCGGUAUCGGAGGGGGAGCCCCGAGUCUGAAAAAUGAUAUUCGCCUUGGCGAUAUUGUGGUCAGCAUUCCUUCUAACGGUCAAAGUGGCGUGAUUCAGUACGACUUUGGUAAAACGAUCCAAGGCCAAAACUUCCAGCCUACAGGCUGCCUUGAUCAGCCGCCUACCGUCCUCCGUGCUGCAGUUAAUGGGCUUCGAGCCCAGUAUGAAAUGGAUGGUCAUCGACUUGAGGAGGCAGUCAAUGAGGCUCUUGAGAGAAAACCAAGGCUGCGGGAAAGAUACAUGCGGCCCGAUAUCACGAGUGAUCGGUUGUACCGAAGUCACGUCGUCCACCCACCAGAUAAUGAAUUAAGUUGCGCUGUAGGUUGCGCUGGCGAUCCAACCAGCCUAGUUUUACGAAAUCCACGCUUGCAGGAUGAAGACAACCCGACGAUACACUACGGCUUGGUCGCGUCAGCCAAUCAGCUAAUGAAGGAUGCUCUGACCCGCGACCGAGUAGUCGCAGAAAAGGAUGUUUUAUGCUUUGAAAUGGAAGCGGCCGGGUUAAUGAAUCAUUUUCCGUGUCUGGUGGUCCGUGGGAUCUGCGACUACUCUGAUUCCCAUAAGAGUAAAGAAUGGCAAGGAUAUGCAGCAAUGGUCGCGGCAGCAUAUGCCAAGGAUCUCCUAUUUCGAAUUACCCCUCAACAGGUGGAGGGAGAAGAGAGGAUUUUGGAUAUCCUGGGGUCAUGCAUUGACCAUGUGGGUGAUACAACUGACCGUAUUGACCGCAACUUUUCUCUUGAUAGAAUACCAGUUGCACAGGGCGCUGAGUACGACUCGUUUAUGGCUCAACAUGAAGAUGAAUGUCUUGCAGGCACAAGGACCCACAUUCUCGAACAAAUUCGAGAAUGGGCUAUUUCUCCGCAGGGGAAGUGUAUCUUCUGGUUGAACGGAAUGGCUGGAACAGGGAAAUCGACUAUCUCUCGCACAGUGGCAAAAUAUUUUAGCCAAAACAAGUCACUAGGAGCAAGUUUCUUUUUCAAAAGGGGCGGAGGGGAUCGAGGCAAUGCCAUGAAGCUUUUUCCAACGGUCGCAAGGCAAAUAGCAAUUUGCAUUCCCGAAACGAUCACUAGCGUCCAGAGAGCACUGGAUGACGAUCCUGGCAUCACGAUGAAGGGCAUGAAGGAGCAGUUCGACAAACUACUCUUCCAACCACUCCUAGGCUUAGAAGAAUCCGGCCGCCCAAUUCGGACUGUGGUGGUAGUGAUCGAUGCAUUGGACGAAUGUGACGAGGAUAAAGACAUGCGGCUCAUCCUCGAACUUCUACCAGAGCUCCAGAAACCAAGGGCUGUACGUCUACGAGUUUUUUUGACUAGCAGGCCUGAAACGCCAAUCCGUCUGGGAUUCAGAAAGAUUACAAACUACGAUUAUAAAGACCUUGUUCUCCACGAAAUUCGUAAGGAAGUGAUAGAGCACGAUAUAUCACUUUUCUUGAAUCAUCGACUUUCAGAGAUAAGAACGGAUCGAGAAACUCCCUUGCCUAUUGACUGGCCCGGAAGCAUAAAUGUUCAAAAGCUCGUGGCAUUAUCUAUUCCAUUGUUUAUUUUCGCUGCUACUAUAUGCCGUAUACUGGAGGACCCUUACUGGGAUCCAGUUGACAGUCUUGCUAAAAUUCUCACAUAUCAAAAUCAUGGAUCAAAGCUAGAUGGAACAUACCUUCCUGUGCUUGAUCGACUUCUCAAUACACAAAGCGAAGAACAGAAAAUGCAACUGGUCCAAGAAUUCCAUUAUGUGGUUGGUACAAUCGUUAUAUUAGCGAGCCCGCUCUCAGUCAUCUCACUCUCAAGACUUCUGGGCUGCUCCCAAGAGCUUGUGCGUCUUCGCUUGAAGCCAUUACAUUCACUUUUGAAUGUGCCGAGUGAUGAUGCUUUGCCAGUUCGGCUUUUCCAUCUGUCAUUUAGAGACUUCCUACUGGAUACGGAAACGCGGAAAAAGACUCCAUUCUGUGUAGACGAAAAAGAAAUACACCUGAGACUAGCGAAAAAAUGCCUUAGCGUGUGCGAAGGUUUGAGGCGAAAUAUAUGUGGGCUACCAAGCCACGGAACCGAGCGUGCGAAGAUUUCUCGGCAGACUAUCGACCACUGCCUUCCCCCUGAAUUGCAGUAUGCCUGUCGAUACUGGGCUAAUCACCUAGUGCAAUGCAUGGAAUUAAACGAUAUAGUACAUGAUGCUCUCUUGUUUCUCCGGAGACAUUAUUUACACUGGGUGGAAGCAAUGAGCCUUCUAGGUCUUGUGUCGGAAGUGGUGGGGAUGCUCAAUCUCGUCCGGGCGGCUAUAUCAGUAUGUUCGGCGGGGGCUAUAUAUGAUUCGCACUAA
This is a messenger RNA of Penicillium manginii, 2619 nucleotides long. Its product is annotated as 5'-methylthioadenosine/S-adenosylhomocysteine nucleosidase family protein. NCBI's taxonomy places the organism in Eukaryota, Fungi, Ascomycota, Eurotiomycetes, Eurotiales, Aspergillaceae. Gene Ontology annotation, molecular function: catalytic activity. The transcript has a single exon. The record is from RefSeq and is a predicted model, not a curated record. Gene Ontology annotation, biological process: nucleoside metabolic process. The coding region runs from base 1 to 2619 and encodes 872 amino acids.